AUAGCUAGACUUUCAUUUUUGUUCAACAGAAACCAAACGUGGAUUUCUCGCAGUGUAGCGGAUGCGUUCCUGCGUUUGCGCGCACACAUGACUCUGGUCGGAGCAGAUCAUAACAGAAUCCAUGCCACAGACGUGCAUGCAGUCUGGUACCUGACCACGCAAGCAGUACCCGGGCUGCCCAGCGUCAUCAACAACGACCACGGCUCCACCAGUGACUCAGACUCUGACAGCGGGAUAACUCACAGCCACAUGGGCUUCCUGGUGUCCAAGACGUACACGGUGUCGGAGGACGGCUACGGCUGUCUGUCGGGCUUCCGUGCUGCUACCCAAUGAAUAUUUGGGAAAAGAAGUCACUAAGCGUGACUUUUUAAUACAUUCUGUGUGUUUGGAAAUUGUUUGUUUCUAACCCUUUCUUGUUUUUUUGCAAGAAACAAAAAUAGUGAACAGGCAGCAUUUUUUAGGAUUAUAGAAUGAUUGAAUGAUGGAAUAAACAAAGAUUAGUUGGUUAUGAGAUGGUUUAAUAGACAAAUAUACCAUUGGGAAAACCAGUUAUAUAUUUUUAAACAACAAAAGCAAUCAAAGCAGAAAGAAAGUCAAACUGUAUAAUCAAAUAAAACGAGAUGAUCCAUGAUUUGAACAUUAACUUUGCAGUUUUCAGUAAGUCGUAACUCCUCCUUCGGUAUCUCCUUAUUGUACCGACAGCGAUACAUUAUUUCACUUUCUUAUGAAAAAAUGUACUUAUUGUAAGACUCUUUG
Molecule: messenger RNA, 756 nt
Organism: Gadus morhua (Atlantic cod)
Lineage: Eukaryota; Metazoa; Chordata; Actinopteri; Gadiformes; Gadidae
Product: cGMP-inhibited 3',5'-cyclic phosphodiesterase A-like
Exons: 3
Coding region: 88-333 (81 amino acids)
Biological process (GO): signal transduction
Molecular function (GO): 3',5'-cyclic-nucleotide phosphodiesterase activity
Source: RefSeq, a predicted model, not a curated record